Messenger RNA from Bemisia tabaci, 2710 nucleotides. Lineage: Eukaryota; Metazoa; Arthropoda; Insecta; Hemiptera; Aleyrodidae. The record is from RefSeq and is a predicted model, not a curated record.
ACAGGUCUUCAUAUCGAAUCAGUCCUUCCCAGCGGUAACAUUUCACUCUACUCCAUUUUCCUCUCUUCAACUUUAAAAUUGACCAGUGAAUACAUAUCAUUUGAGCAUGAACGUUUUACAAAUUAAAUAUUUCGUUGGCAAAUUUAUAAAUAAUUAAUUGAAGUUUCAAGUGAUUUACAAGCGUAAAAGUAUCAAAUGUCACUCCGAUAAGGCCUUUGUGUUGGGUGCGCAUCUGAGCUAACGAAAAGCUAAUCCACAACAGUCCAGGCCGGGGGACGCAAAACAACGAAAGAGACCACAAUGCAUCUUCACCUCUUGCUACCUACUGUAGCACUGGUAUUCCUCUGCAGAGUCUCAAACAUCACGGCCAACGUCGAGAAAUCGGAAUCUGCAAUCCGCCCCGAAAUCCACCAAAGAUCAAUCAGAUCCACCGAUGCCGACCUCGCUCAACUGCGCGCGUUAAAAGAGCGCGCUUCAUCGGGAGGACACAAAUGCGCCAGACGCAUCGUAGGUUACGUAACGCAGUGGUCAUUGCACCCAUUCACCAUAAAACAAUCGCUUGGCCUCACAAACGCCAUCUUCGCUUUCGUCCACAUGGACCCGAGCGGCCGACUUUCCCUAUCAUCCGACCAAACAUCAAAAGAUCGUCUCAACGACCUCUUCGUCGCCAGGAAAGCCCACUCGGAUCAAGGACUCAACUUUAAGGUCUCCUUCGCCAUCGGCGGAGGUGAGAACUCCCAGCACUUCUCCCCGGUCUUAUCCAGCGACGGAGGUCGCAACCUCCUCGUCAACGAGAUCGCCCGGAUCCUGACCCAACACCGAUUCGACGGCGUCGACGUAGACUGGGAGUUUCCUGUCGUCGGAAUCGCCUCCAAGGGCAAACCCGAAGACAGAGCUAACUACGUCACGUUCCUGCGCGAUCUUCGAGCCAAGCUCGGGCCGAACCGGUUGAUCUCCAUCGCCGCCGCGUCCGACCAGUACGCGGUCGCCGGGUACGACGUUCGGAACCUGUUGCGCCACGUCGAUUGGAUCGGCGUCAUGUCCUACGACUUCUUCGGCGCCUGGAACUCCGAGCAGGGCUCCUUCGUCGGCCCGAACGCCCCGCUCAGGCACGCCGGCCCGAGCGGCUACUCCCGCAAGCAGAACGUCGACUGGGCCGUCAAGCACUACGUCUGCAGCGGGCAGGACCCUAGCAAGAUCGUGAUGGGUGUCCCGUUUUACGGUCAUUUCUGGUACCGGACAUCGCCGAGUAAAAAUGCUGACUACCCUUUGUUCCGCGUAGCGGAACGACUCAACAACGGAAGCUAUGGGGGCUCCGCCUCUUACCGGGAGCUGCUGAAGGAAUGGCACCUCCUGGAGAAUCAAGCUUUUGAGAAGAGAUGGGACAACCGCUCUAGCACCCCUUGGGCCAUCAACGGGAAACUUGUCUUGAGUUACGAGGACGAACGCUCGAUACGCGAGAAGAUCAAAUACGCGAAUGAGUAUAAUCUAGGGGGUGUUAUGAUUUGGUCGGUGGACCAGGACAGCGCGGAUUCAUCUCUCCUGGACACCGUCUUCGAAACCGGGUGCAGCGUUGGCGCGGGCGGUGGGAGGUACAAGUGCAACCCGCUCGACGGCGAGAAGCGGUGGUGGACCUGGGACGAAGACAAGAAGAACGCGGGUAUGUGCGGGAAGACGGCGCCGCUCUACAAGGGUUUCUACCCGGUCUGCGACCCGGAGGCACCGGGGCUUUCGUGCUGCGGCCCGCACGGAUACUGCGGGGGCAGCGAGGAGUUCUGCGCCUGCGAGGGCUGCGUCGACUACGCGGCGCACCCGGAGAAACUGGUCGAGGAACCGGUGAAGCCGACGGGGCCGGUGAGGUGGCACGUCGGGUACGAGAUCGCGGCGGUCGAUCAACCGCGGUGCGGGCCGAAGGCCCCGAAAUUGCCGGACGGUACGGUGCCGAUCUGUAAUCCGGACAGUAGGAGCUCUUGCUGUUCCGCGGCUGGGUUUUGCGGUUCCGGGGAUGCGUACUGCAAGUGCGAUGGCUGUGUGAGCUACGCGAAACCGGGGCCACUUGGUGAGAAGCUGUGGUACACGUGGGAUGACGGAGUCCUCGCGGCUCGGUGCGGUCCUUCGGUCCCGAGGAUCAACGGUCGAAUCCCGAUUUGUAAUCCCAAUGACCCCGGCUAUCAUUGUUGUUCUUCGGCUGGCUACUGCGGCGCUUCGCCUGAACACUGUGCUUGUGAAGGAUGCGUUGACUACACGAAAAGACGUUAAAGUAGAAUGUGUGAUUAAUCUUUUAUCUGUGAUAAUAAUUCUUACAGUUUCAUGGAGAGAUGGUGAUUUUGCCACCAAGUUUUAAAUUCAGCAUACAAUUAAAAUGGGGCUGUAGGCAAGGUAUGAAUUCAGGCGAUGAAACCUGGUGGUAAUCUCACUUUUUGAUAUCACCAAAUGGGGAUCUAGGUAUUUUGAUUUUUGAAAAUGUUUAUAAUUUUUGUUUCCUGGUCGAGAAGAGGGUCAAAACCACCCCGAAACGGCCCAGGCUUCGUGUUUUGUUGUUUUCUAGCCUGCGUGGUCAGUCAUUUUCUUGUGUUUUUUAGUCGAAUUAUUCUGGCUAUUUUUGUGUAUUUCAGUUCAGAACUGAGUUAUGUGUUUCUUGUGUGUUCCGUACUUUCUGUUGCGUUGAUAUUUUUAUUUUUACGAAUAAAGUUGUAUAUAUUAAGUUCAA